AUGUUCAGCUUCAGAAGCAUCCUGAAGAUACUGCAGUUCCUGAAAUUACUGAUUUUUUUCUCUCUUGAGAACUUAAUCUCACUCGUAUUUCCUCCACGCAAAAAAAGUUUUGCUGGGGAAAUAGUGCUCAUUACAGGCUCCGCAAAGGGGGUUGGAAGACAGAUUGCCAUAAAUUUUGCUCCUUUAGGAGCAACCUUGGUUCUUUGGGACAUUGAUGAUGAAGGUAAUAAAGAAACAUGCAGAUUAGCUCAAAAAAAUGGAGCUACACGAGUGUUUGCCUACCACUGUGACUGCAGCAACAGGGAGGAGGUCUAUGAACAGGCAGACAAGGUUAGAAGAGAAGUUGGGGAUGUUACUGUUCUAAUCAAUAAUGGUGGUAUACUGCUUGGGAAAAAGUUCUGUGACAUUCCAGAUGCAGAUUUUGAAAAGACCUUAAGAAUCAACUUCCUCUCUCAAGUCUGGACUUGCAAGGCCUUUCUUCCAGCCAUGAUGACCUGUAACCGUGGACACGUGGUUAGCACAGCCAGUGCAGCAGGACUGUUGGGGGUCUAUAGAAUGUCAGAUUAUGCUGGAAGUAAGCAUGCAAUCAUUGGAAUGAUGGAAGCCUUAGCUUCGGAACUGUAUCAUGCAGGAAAACAAGGCAUUAAAACCACAAUCAUUUGCACUUCUUUUAUCAAUACUGAAUUAGCUGAAGAUUUUCAAAGCCAAAACCACCCUUUUCUUCCUGUUUGUGAUGCAGAGUAUGUAGCCAGCAAGAUCAUAGAUGCAAUUCAAAAGGAAAAGUUUUAUCUAAUCAUACCUCUAAGUUUACGCUUUCUUGCUUUUAAAAUUCUCAUUCCUAGAAAAAUGGUACUACUCAUUCAGUCUUUCCUUAAGAUUGCCAACAGCUUGGAUAAAGCCUUCAGUUGGAAGAAAAAGGAUUGA
Melopsittacus undulatus (budgerigar) is the source of this 924-nucleotide messenger RNA. RefSeq names its product short chain dehydrogenase/reductase family 16C member 5 (gene SDR16C5). The transcript has 6 exons. The coding region runs from base 1 to 924 and encodes 307 amino acids. NCBI's taxonomy places the organism in Eukaryota, Metazoa, Chordata, Aves, Psittaciformes, Psittaculidae. Gene Ontology annotation, cellular component: lipid droplet. Gene Ontology annotation, molecular function: oxidoreductase activity, acting on the CH-OH group of donors, NAD or NADP as acceptor. The record is from RefSeq and is a predicted model, not a curated record.